Caretta caretta (loggerhead turtle) is the source of this 8454-nucleotide messenger RNA. Its product is annotated as regucalcin. NCBI's taxonomy places the organism in Eukaryota, Metazoa, Chordata, Testudines, Cheloniidae. Gene Ontology annotation, biological process: L-ascorbic acid biosynthetic process. The record is from RefSeq and is a predicted model, not a curated record. Gene Ontology annotation, molecular function: calcium ion binding; enzyme regulator activity; gluconolactonase activity.
UGGGCUGUGUGCCAAAGGUUGCCGAUCCCUGGCAUAGACUAAGAAUGAUAUAUUUGAAAUCCUAAUGCUCCAGGCUAGUUUAAUCCAGGUUUUUGUCUCUUGUCUGUUUAAUCCCUGUCACUUUUUUCAAUUGAGUAUGUUUGUUUUUUUUAAAAAUUGACUGUUAGCUCUUUAGAAGUCUUUAUCCCAGCAGAGGGCACUGGAGUCAGUCAGAUGAGGCUACUGGUUGGAUAAUGUGACACUUUGUUGUGCUUAUUUGUUAUCUCCAUGUUCGCUAUGCACACACGACUAGGGUUUAUAUUUCUUAAAAUACAGUUUUAAUACUGGAUUAGAAGUACAGUAGGAAAUGUUUCUAUUGCUAACCAUAGCUGUCAGCAGUAAGUCCUCCUGAAAGGAUGUUGAAAAUGGUUUAAUUUUUCUGCAUUAUUUUCAACUCAGAACCUGUAUGAAGGCAUCUGGACUUACAGAUGGAGAGAUACAAAUUAUAGUACCCCAAUAUACAUAUCUUUAAGUCUCUCUAAAAUAGCUUUUUGGUAACAUGCAACAGUGGUUUUCAACCUUUUUCAUUUAUGAAUCCCUAAAAAAUUUGGAAUGGAGGUGUAAACCCCUUUGGAAAUCAUAGACAUAAUCCAUGGACUAUGGUUAAAACCACUGUUCUAUGAUAACAACAACCAUUUGUGGAUCCCUUAGAUGUAGUCUGAGGACCCCAGGUUGAAAACCAUUGAUAUAGCAUAUAUGGACUAACCUGAUGGUGUCAGAUGGUAUAACCAUUUUUAUCAGCAUUUGUUUGGGAUGACUUAUGACCCAUAUGGCCAUCCCAAACUCAGGUCAAUAAAACCUUGAUGUCAUGCCACACCCAAUUUGGUUGAACAAUUAGGACCUGAAGUACAGAAUUUGACCAGUACUAUAAAUCAUUGUACCCAUUGUAGGCCUGGCUUGACAUAAGAAACUAGCCUCAUUUCUUAGUGGACAUGAUUGAGAAGGUGAAUGGAAGAUUAAGUUGUAAAUAGGGGCUUUGCAAGCAGUAUGCUGGAGUCAGGAUGUCUGUGCUAGUUAAGAUAAGCAGCAACACCCAGAUGUUAGGGACAAUGGACAAGAUAAACCUGGAAUGUAAAGAUCAGGUUCCAUAUGGACAGAGCAUGCUGUACAAGGAUUGGUUCCUGCAAAGUAACCAAUCCGAUCUGAAAGUGUGUAAUGUAUACAAAGAAAACUGUAUUCUGUGUAACUCUGGAUGUGUGGUAUGCCCUAUAUCCACCCCCUACACUUGAAUCUGAUCAAACCAGCAUAGCUUUGCUGUAUGCCAAAUAAAGGAACCUGAGUGAUGAAAUCUGGAGUCAAAUUGAGUAUUUUGAAUCCCAGAGAACUGGCUGAAGUGUUCUCCCUGGAUAAGCCAAGUGGUAAAGGUCUCAGAGAGAAUCCCAACACCCAUCUUUGUGGUUUACCCUUAUAAUUGAUGAGAGCUGGUGAAACUGUUCUUGACAGGCAUUGUGAAUUUAGCCCCUUUUUUGGUUUAGUGAAUCAUUUUCAAACUAAUUUUGAUUUUCUCUGAAUGUAGUUGUUGUUUAUAAGUAUUUAUUGAACUGUGUGGACAAAUAACUUUCAGCCUAUGGGGUUGAUUGUAGACUGCGGUUGACUUAUUUGCACUGUCUGGUUUGUAAGUUAAGUCAUGUAAUAUUGUUUCUCUUCCUUCACUACAAGUCUGAAAUUUUUUAAAUAGGAAAAUGUCAAAUAUUAAAUAGCACCAAUCUGUAAAUAUUUCUGUCAAAUAAUCAUUAAUGAUAAGAAAAAAAAUGAAACUACAGCCAUUCAGAAACAUUUUCAUGAGUAUUUGAUGGGUUGUGUGAGUGUGAAUAUCUGGAUUAAUCCCACCCUGUGUGAACGUGAACACACUAUUAAGACUUUUAUGUUUCUUGCUCUUUCUGUUAGCUGCAAUCAUGACAGCAAAUUUCUGUCCAGAGGGGCUUUAAGCUUGCUAGAGUUUCACCCAAAUGCGGCAAACUAGGGACUUUAAAAACCUCAGGAGUUCAGGAUGUAAUAACAACAGUGUGGUUCACGGUUGGGAAUAGGGUUGUACUUGACUUUAAUUUUGUGAUGGGGCACGUGAAAAAUUAAAGGCCAAAAUUAGCUGUGGAGUAAGCAGGUAAAGCUCCAGUGAAGACAGUAGAACCUACUGACAGUAGGGCUGAAUUUGGCCCUGAAUCUUGGUAUUGCAAGAUCAGGUAGACAGCAAGCAUGUCAGAACUGGGUUCUGAGACCAGACGGUCAUUUCUAAGUACAGGAAUUCUGAAAACCCGACAAACUAAUAAAUCUACAGCCUAAUAAACUUUCACAGGAACACUCUUUUUAUGGAGCAUUUCACAAUUAAAUUCAAAGCAAGCCCUGUAUCUUUGGCAUCAUACCAAUGUACCUAACAAUCCCCCCGAAGAAGUGCUCUGUGUAAGCUUGUCUUUCUCCACAGAGAAGUUGGUCCAAUAAAAGAUAUUGCCUCACCCACCUUGUCUCUCUAAUAUCCCUGAACCAACAUAGCUACUACAACACUGCAUAUAAUAAUCCCACAUUUUGUUAAAUGAGAGAAACUUUGUAGGGCCAGCCUUAUUUAAACUGAGGCAACUUUGCCUAUAGAAUCAUAGAAGAUUAGGGUUGGAAGAGACCUCAGGAGGUCAUCUAGUCCAACCCCCUGCUCAAAGCAGGACCAACCCCAACUAUUCAUCACAGCCAGGGCUUUGUCAAGCUGGGCCUUAAAAACCUCUAAGGAUGGAGAUUCCACCACCUCCCUAGGUAACCCCUUCCAGUGCUUCACCACCCUCUUAGUGAAAUAGUUUUUUCUAAUAGCCAACCUAGACCUCCCCCACUGCAACUUGAGACCAUUGCUCCUUGUUCUGUCAUCUGCCACCACUGAGAUCAGCUGAGCUCCAUCCUCUUUGGAACCCCCCUUCAGGUAGUUGAAGGCUGCUAUCAAAUCCCCCCUCAUUCUUCUCUUCUGCAGACUAAAUAAGCCCUGUUCCCUCAGUCUCUCCUCAUAAGUCAUGUGCCCCAGCCCCCUUAUCAUUUUUGUUGCCCUCCACUGGACACUCUCCAAUGUAUCCACAUCCUUUCUGUAGUGGGGGACCCAAAACUGGACACAAUUCUCCAGGUGUGGCCUCACCUGAGCUGAAGAGAGGGGAAUAAUCACUUCCCUCGAUCUGCUGGCAAUGCUCCUACUAAUGCAGACCACGCCUUCAUGUUCCUCUAUUCUCCCUUUCUGUAACUGUUUCUUCUCCAUCUCUUGGUUAGUAUCUUCAGUUUUCUGUUCCUUCCUUUGUCUCAACACUUCUGUUUAGUAACCUCUUUCCUCCCACCUGCUCCUGCCAUCCGUCCUGUCUUACUCUAUCACGCAUGUAAGGUGGAUUAGAAAAUUAGCUGAAAAAGUAAUUCAAUUCUUGAGUGCAAGAGGGAGAGGAUGCCAGAUGGGGUUAGUGUUGCGCUGUGCUUCAUCACUGCAUAUCAGCAACACUUUUCUCUUUCUCUCACCUGUCCUACAAGACUUCUCUGGUUUGUGCUGGAGCUAGGAAUGCAGAAAUGCCAGCUGAAUUGACCAUGAUGUCACAUCAAUAAUAUAAUUUUUUGGUGAGGUGAGGUGUUAAACAUCUCAUCAGUGCUGUACUCCAGUUUGGGAUUCUGCUAUUUCUGAUUUCAACAGCACAUUGCCAAAAAGUCCUGGAUAUAUAAAUAUAAAUCAGUAAAUUGAAGGUGGCAGAGAAUUUUCUUUUCCAACACAGAAAAGAAAACCAUGUACAAUCAGGCAUGGAUAGAACUCGGGAAGUUGAAUGGUGUGAGUGAUUUAGAAAGUCUCUCUACUGGUUUCAUGUGGCUAGUAGGAAAGUAGUCAAAGAAGCUAAUAGACUGGAGAACAUGAAAGCAUCAGCAAGUAUAUUUCCCCUCCUCCCAUGCAACAAUAUGCAAAUAUUUAGCGUGUAAAUGGAAACAAAAUAAAAUCCCACUUACUCCUUGGCAAACCUACCUCUUUGUGUUGUUCAAAGGCAGACGUUCUGGACAUGAGUAUUUUACUAACAUACCUUUCAUAGCACAGUAACAUUUUGGUGCAGAGUCUGCUGUUGAUCCACAUUUUGGGUGAUACAAGUAACCCUUACUUCUCUUGAGUCUCAUUCACACCUCUCUUUGCUCUAUAGACUGCAGGUCAGUCUAGAGCACUUCAUGAGUAUUCUUGAAAAGAAACAGGAAACGGUGCCAAAUCAUUUCUUCAUCCCGUUGUACUUCUGCUAUCAGAUCACUUCUUCUGUGGCAGAACCUGCAGCGGGAGGGUCUAGCAGUGAAGGAAAGUUCAGUGAGUUAAUAGUUGUAGUCUUAUUAAAGUUAUAUUGUCUAUUAGAAAUAACCAUGUAUCAUGGUUUCCAUACCAGUGGAUCUACUAUUGUCAUUUGUUUCUCUCAACAGUAUCUUUGAGUGUAAAUUUAGUAAAUACAUACACAAACUAAACACACAUUUUACCACCCUAUAUUAUCAUAUGGAUACAGGGCAAUUGAAAUUACAUGUAUGCUGAUUUUUAAAAAUAAAUAAUCUAAAAAUACAUUCCAAGUGUGAUGGGUUUAGCAUACCCAUUGACUUGACUGUGCACUGUUGCUCUUGGUAGUCAGUGUACAAAGGGUAAAAUACUUAUUGCUAUUUUCAGCUAAUGGAGCUACUCAUUUUAGCUCAAGUAACGAGGAUUUUUGUUUCUGAAACCAGAAGUCCUACGUUCUAUUCCUAAUGCUGCCACCUUUUAGAUGGUAACUGUUGGCACAGUUCAGGGCAACUGCACCUGUAUUCCCCCUCUGUGGUCCGUCAAAGGCACCCACUCCAGGCUCCCAGCUCUUCAGCUGUCACAUCUCUCUCCCUUUUUAUUGGGGUUUUUCGAGCAGUCACCUCCCCCUGACGUUUCCUACCCUGCUGCCAUUCAUCCAGUUUAGUAGAAUUUUUUCACUUUUGUUUUAAUGCAUUUGUUUGUUUAUGUUGCUAUAUUCUGAACAGAGACUUACUUGCAUUGAUUUCAGGUAGGGUUGGGCAAGAAUUCAACAACAGGAAAAGCCAUAUCAGGAGGAGCAGCUGCUCUGCCCUGAAGGUUUUUUCACUCGUGAUCUAAAUCUAUAGUCACAUGUGAGUGUAUUUAUUUCCAACCGACCUGAGAAAAUCAAAGAAUUCCUUUACCUGAGAAAUAGUUUCUUUUGAAAUAAGCAAUAAAGUAAUUACUGCCUUGGAAUCCAAAAUCUUCCUGAUCCAAGUUUCAUUCAAGAGGGAUUCUUUGAAAGAGAAGGAAGUUACAUGAAGAUAAUCCUUCAGCUGACAUUUAGAGAACAUUGCCAAGUGGGAUACUACAGAGAACAAUAGGACAAGAAGCAAAUUAACUGAAGAUAAAGACAGAAAAGUUGAGGCCAUGUCUUCUAUUAAGAUUGAGUCUGUUGUGAAGGAGAAGAACAGGAUGGGAGAGUGCCCAGUAUGGGAAGAAAGAGAAAAUGCACUUGUAUAUGUGGAUAUUAAUUCACAGAAAGUUUGCCGCUGGAACUCAGUCACCAAUGAAGUGCACAGUGUGUCUGUGGAUGCUCGUGUUGGCUCAGUGGCCCUUCGGAAGUGUGGGGGUUAUGUCAUUGCCUUGGGAACCAGAUUUGCCUUUUUAAACUGGGAAACGGAGUCAGUAACCACUAUUGCUGAACUUGAACAGGAUAAACCAAACAACAGGUUUAAUGAUGGGAAAGUGGAUCCAAAGGGGAGAUUUUUUGCUGGUACCAUGGCUGAGGAGACAGAACCUGGUGUGCGAGCGAGAUGCCAAGGUGCCCUCUACACGCUCUUUUCUGACUAUUCUGUAGUGAAGCAGUUAGACCAAGUGAACAUUUCUAAUGGAUUGGAUUGGUCACUGGAUCACAGAACCUUCUUUCAUAUUGAUAGCCUGGCGUAUGCUGUCCAUGCCUUUGACUAUGAUGUGCACACCGGAAAAAUCGCCUGCGGUAAAGUUUUGUACCAAUUAGAAAAGGAGGAACAAAUGCCUGAUGGAAUGUGUAUUGACGCAGAAGGGAAACUUUGGGUGGCCUGUAUUGAUGGAGGGAGAGUGAUCCGUAUAGAUCCUGAGACAGGGAAAAGAAUCCAGACUGUGAAGCUGCCUGCUUCAAGGAUCACCUCCUGCUGCUUUGGUGGAAAAGAUUAUUCAGAAAUGUACGUGACUUCCGCCUAUGAUGGGCUAGACAAGGCAUCUUUAGCAAAGGAACCUCGAGCAGGGGAGAUUUUCAAGAUAACGGGCUUGGGUGUGAAAGGAAUCCCACAAUAUUCAUAUGUUGCUUAAAUAUUAACACUUUAUAGCACACAAAAUAAAUGCAUAGCCCAUGCAGGAGCUGUUUUGAACAGGAACUGUUCAUUGAAUUGCAAAACUAUCUAUCUGAAGAUUUUUCUAUGCACCUUUUGGAACUUAGAACCAAAUUUUCCUUCUCCAUGUUUGGCUCUACAGCAUGCUACCAGAGUGGAAUUUUAGCAGACGCAGAUAAUGAGGUAACACUAGAAGUGAAAACAGAUUUUCAGAAUGCGUAGGCUUGUAACAUUUCUUAUGCUCUUGCAUAAGCCUUCUUUAUUAUUUACUCCAGCAUUCCUAGUUUUAAAAAAAUUCUUAUGGCCAGUUCUGCCCUGACGUACUUAUGUAGUUCUGAAGACAGAAUUUGAUUUAUGUUUUCAUGUUACAAUGAUGUAACUGUGAUGAGAUAUGCUCUGAUUUACGUUAGUUUUUCAAAUAUGUUGACUUGAACCUGAUGGUGGUUCUGCUUUUGGAUUUCCCAUAAGAGUGUUUUUGGCAGUCCUACUUCUCCAUUUUGAGUUAUUUAUUUUGCCCCACGGAACCUUUUGUCCUUUCACUGUCUUUAUUUCUGUCUUGUCUUUUUAGUUGAGGCCAAAUUGUGCGCAGUUGAAAAUAAACUGUGAUCAUGUUACAAAGUGCAUUUUGAAAAAGUUCUUUUGAAACAAAAAUUAUCCUGGGAACACUGUAUGAGUCAGCAUACACACAGAGUCAGCAUACACUCAGGCCUUGAGAUACAGGCUUACCCUAUUAUAUUGCCGACUGAUGCUCUAUAUAAUCUCUCUGGUAGAGAGAGAGAGAGGGAAGGAGGAUGGAUGGCCACAGACAGACACACACACACACACUUCAUUGCUUUUGUUAUACCUUCUUUCCCUCCCUUCACUCCUGUGGCAGACAUGGCACCUCUUUUCCUCCACUGCUUAGAGUCUGUUCCUUCUCCCUCAUAUUCCAUGUUCUUUCUUUCUCGUGUGCCAUAUUCUCUUCCUCUCUCCUUCCCUCUCUCCAUUCCACUAAUGUCACUCUUUUACAAUCCCCAUCUCUCUUUAAAAGGAUCCUCAUCGCAUUGUAUAUCGAGUUCGAAGUUCUUGUCCUUGUCUACAAGGCUCUAUAUCUCUGCCCAGGUCUCUCACUGCACUACCCCAGCCUCUUCCCUCUCCUAAAAUUGACUGCUUUCUCCCUAUUUCUCCCACACAAACAUCACAGUGCCUUAUUCCAUGCCACCACCUAUGCCUGGAAUGCUCUCCCAGAAUCUGACCUCAUUAAAAUCCCUCCUAAAAUCUUGCCCCUGCCACAAGGCAUAAGGAAAAAGGAGGAGAGAAGAAUAAUAGUUUGUAGGAAGUCUGCUUCAAGUACCUGAGUCAUGGCAUAAUCUUAUUUAUUUAAUGCUGUCCAACUGGCUCCUAGCCCACCCUUUGUUCUCACCUCACUUAAUUGUAGGUUGUGAGAUCCUUGAGACAAGAACCUUGUUUAAUUAAAUGUCACUGUGAGGAACCUAUUAUGUAACUGGGCACCAUACAAAGAAUAAUAACAUACCCUCAGUCUGUCCCUCAGACUGCUACUCAUCAUAGAAAGGAAGGUGGGAGACUUGGAAACUCAGCACUAGGAGUUUUGGGAGUGGGGGUGGGAACAGAGAUGGGUCUCUUCCAUAUUGGAAAUCCAUAGCAAUACAUUCUGGGUCAGAUUUUUUUCUCUUCUUCCCCUGGAUGAGAGGGACUUCUGGAUUCUUCACUCUAUCCCCAGUGGUGACCGGCAAGAGCCAGGGAUGAUUGAGUGAGCAGUGGACUUCUCUUUCUAUGCAGGCAAAGGCUCAGCCCUCAGCCUGCCUGCAGUGAGCAGGGCGUGCGUGCAGCAGCAGCAUAAGGAAGCAGCAUGCCUCUUCUUUCUAGCAUGUGCUUCCAUUGCUGGGAUUGCGAAGGGACGGAAUGGGGAACUAGUGCACUUUCAAUCAGACAUCUGAAGAAAAUCAGUCAGCUCACCAGCCUGGCUGCCUGGUGUCCCGGCAUGGGCUUGGGCGAAUUAUAAACACUUGAUUGUGCUAUUGUAUCACUUUUCCAUUCCCAAAUGUGCAUCAAAAUGUCAUGUAUAAUCAUUCAUUAUACAGGGCACAGAUAUUGAAGUCAUGUUUAAAGUCUGAUGUAAAAAUA